This is a messenger RNA of Penaeus vannamei (Pacific white shrimp), 708 nucleotides long. The record is from RefSeq and is a predicted model, not a curated record. NCBI's taxonomy places the organism in Eukaryota, Metazoa, Arthropoda, Malacostraca, Decapoda, Penaeidae.
AUGUCCUUAAUCCUUCUUUCCCCUCCCGCCCGCCCCGCCCACCUCCUCGGCAGUCCCCCCUGGCCCGCCCAUGAUCCUGUGGGGCGGCCGCGCGGUGGUGGGGACCAUAGGGCCCCUCAGCGAGAACGAGAAGGUGGAGCUCUCCUGCAGGAGCGAGGGAGGGCGCCCCCAGCCCGCCCUCACGUGGUGGCUGCGGGGGCAUCAGGUGACGCCCGCCAGUCUCGACUCUACCUCAGACAACGCCACAGAGACGUACUGGGUCGAGAGCCACAUCACCGUGACGGCCUCUCGGAUCUGCAGGGUGCCGCCCUCUCCUGCCACGUGCACACGCCCACCAAACCCCACGCCCAACGCCCCGUCAUCAACCAGACCCAGACGGCUUCCAUCAUGCUCAACAUAACCCUGCCGCCCCUAGCAGUGCGCAUCCUCGGCUCUGAUCAACACGUGUCAGCAGGGCGUCCGCUGAGGCUGGAGUGCCAGGCGCUGGGCUCGUUCCCGCCCGCUCAGCUCUCCUGGUGGAGGGGCCACUCGCGCCUCCGGCAGGUCGUGCGUGAGGUGGAGGGCGGAGGCAACAUCACCAAGGCCACGCUCACCCUCAUGAUUGACAGGUCCUUCCACGGGGUGACACUCUCCUGCAGGGGCUCCAACCCAGCCCUGCCGGGACGCCGCCCCUCGCCGACUCCUCAAGCUCAACGUCAACUGGAGUAG